Amoebophrya sp. A120 is the source of this 2815-nucleotide messenger RNA. Lineage: Eukaryota; Dinophyceae; Syndiniales; Amoebophryaceae. The record is from the annotation of a GenBank genome assembly.
GCCGCGCGUUUUUUGUGAUGUCGUACUGAUACCUCUCUAGUACUGGAAAAUGAUUGAACGCGAAGAUCGCGUCAUAGUUAGAACAAACUCACGCGACUUCCUAGCCAGUUCUGUCACUUCUUUCACGAGUGUUGAAACCACCGCUCCUUACAUUUCAUCUUGUAGCGACUUGUAUUCGACCUCUUUCUACAGAUUCACGACCUUGAAGACAUACACAGCUCGCAUCAACGACAUCAUUGUGCUUCUAAGCCAUGGCCGCGUCCUCCUCAGUGAAAUACCUGAACCCGCGCCACCCGCCCUACGGGUACCAGCAAGGAGCCUCGUCCAGUAGAAGUUCUUCCAGCCGUGGUAGCAGUGGCUCAUCUUACGGAAGAGCGACAGGUGGAGCAUCAUCUUCCUCCUCAAGAAGCUCCUCCGCACGCCUCGCUUCGAACAACCUCCAAAACGGAGCACUCAUUUCGUCUUCGAAUUCUAGCCGGACUUCUAGUGGUAGAUCCAAUUCUACUGCCCCUCCCACAGGCCCUCCCCACACCUCCCGUCGCUUCCCCAUGGCUCCCCCGGCAUACCCACCGGUCAAGUACUUGACGCAAGACAGCAACGGUCAGCCGAUUCCGUUAGCGAGUUCUGCUUGUGGGUCGAGCAAACUGAAAACAGAUGCAACGAAAAAUGCCGGAACAAGCAAGCAAAAUCCUAAACCCUUAACCGUGUCCAAGCUUCUGUCCUCCGGUAAAAAAGAUUUCACGACCUUGAAGUGUGACCGGUGCAACCAAAUUGUCAUCAAAGAGGACGAAAAUGAAGUGGUCACCGCGCCAGAGGGGCAUUUGGUGCACCGACAAUGUGGUACGAUUUUUCGGAACCAAACUUCCAGUUUGCAGCAACCGAAAAGUCGGGGUGAUGGUGCUGGUUCAUCGUCGCAGCAAGGUGGUUUUUCCUCCUCAACCUCCUCGCGGGGAACUACUGGCGCUUCUGGUGCGUUUGGCAACUUCUAUUCCUUUUUCGGAUCUUCAAGUAGUUCUUCUUUUGGCCAAAAUGGAAGCGGAAGUAGCAGUUCCAAUGCUUCUUCCUCAUCUUCUACGAGCACGAGAAAUUCCACCAACCCCCGCCAGUGGACAAACGUGCCUGAGACCUCAACCGCGACGAGAGUAACGGGCACUCCGGUCACAAAGCUUCCGUCGAAAGCGCCGAAUACAGUUGGGGAAAACAGAAACACUAGCCAAAAUGUAGUAGUAGCUCCUCCUCGUCAAGGCGUGGACAACCUUGAUACAACCAGCACUACAUCUACAUCUUCCGCAGCGGAUCUUCUCCGGGGUCAGCACGCACUGUUGAAAUCGCUCCACGCCUGCGGGUUUUCGUCUGGACAGGACAAGAUGAGUUCAGGCUCAGGUUCAUCGUCGUCUUUGAGAGGAGGUGGUCAUGGGAUGUUACAGCUAGUACCGAACAGCCCGCCGAGAACUUAUCCCCGCCCGAACAAUCCAAACGCGGGGGCCUCACCCGACUUGUUCAAGAUGAAACCCAGUCCGAUUGGGAGCAGCAGAAAUCCAAACUCGAAUUACCAAAUGCCGUUGAUACCGAAUCAUGUUCCUGUUCAAGAAACAAGUGACACGGGUGCUGCUGGACGAGCGCAGGUGUCGGUGUCCUCUCGUGCCGGUUCCGGUUGUGCAAUCGCAUCAGCACCAAAUAACUCUUCCACCACCACCACCUGUUCUUCCACCGAGACGAAAAACCUUCUGCAAUCUUUGGAAGAGCGGGAGAAAGAGGAGGAAGCGGCCUACGCGGCGAUGGACGAGGACGAUUUUGCGCAGUUGGAAAAUCUGCAGCUCCUGGACAAUUUUGGCGAUGACAGCAUGGACGUAGAUUUUGACGAGAGUACUGGUAGUAACUUGCAACAGGAGGGGCAACUUGGUGCUGACCUGCAAAGCCCAGAGACCUGCGAGUCGCCCUCUCCUGCUCCUGGUGCAGAACUGCAUGAACAGCUGCUAAUUACAAAGGGUACUAGUAGUACAACUCCUCCGGAACGUCGAGAACAGGAGCAAAACAAUACGACUACGAGAAAUACGCCCGCGGGUUCCUCUACUCCUAGACUUGAGACGAGAAGCGACCGGAUGUUGACGGACCGACAAAAGUACGGCACAGGUGGGAAGGGAAAAAAUGGAAGCCUGGCUGUGAUGUCUGGAGGUGUGACUGGAACAGGAGCAGCUACGGGAAUGGACAUCGACAGCAUGGAGGAUGCUAACGAUGAUGAACAUCAAGGCCCCAGCGCACCGUUGUUUCAAAGCACCGGCUGUUCUUCAGGAUCUUCUGCAGCUGGGAAAAGUUCGAGCAGUAUGAACAACGUACAAAACAUCGGCGCCGCUCAAGAACCACAGGUGAAUCUCCCCUCCUCUGCAAAAGCAGCGCUCUCCGAACUCGACCGGCUACUUGCUUUGGAGGAGGAACAGGAGCGGAAAGCGGAGAGAGCCGCGCGGGCAAAAUUUGGGAUCAAAAGCGGCCGCGGCCUGUUCGAAGCUGCAGAGGCUGCGGCAGAGAUGAACAGUGCGAAAAGGAGGAAAAACAGCUACGAGGAGGAGGAGGAUUUUCUUUGAAGGAGCUGAAACUGCGACUAGUACCACGGUGAUUUUUACGUUGAUUGCUAACUCAUAACGGACGAGAACGAGCGCUAGCAAACAAGCGACAGCUGUUCUUCCGGAGCUAUUUUUUACGACGCCAAUAUCCUCCUUUCUAUCGACGAAAAAUGCAGCGACAAUGCACAUAACCACUUCAGAUCAAAAUUAUGAAAGAAGGGCAUAACCGAACCAGUGACACGGGUGUGCUUGAU